AUGACGCACUACGUGCUUGGGGAUAAGUUGGACGUGCACACGGGUAGAGUGGACUUCCGGUUUCCACACCACAAUAACGAGAUCGCGCAGUGUGAAGCGCAUACUUACAGCUGUGGACACGACGGAGAGUGGUGCAAACACUUCGUGCAUUUCGGACACUUGUACAUUCGUGGACGGAAGAUGUCGAAGUCGCUCAAGAACUUCAUUGGAGUGAAGGACUUCUCGGAGGAUGGACACUCUGCAGACGCUCGUCGUCUUUAUCGCGCAAGAAACUUAGUGUACUCUGAGGAUCGGAUUCGGGAUGCCGAAGCAAUUGUUGAUCGACUUCGAGGUUUCUUCCGAAGUGUCAUGGUAUACGGCAAUGACUAUACUAUUUCUAGCUGUAAUGCUGUUUUGCUUUUGGGACUUGAGUCAAAGCGUUGCGAGAAAGAAGACUUUCAAGUGUUGGAUGCACUUUUCACGACCCGAGUGCACGUAGAUGAAUUUCUGCUUGACGAUGGAGACACGCCGCGUGCAUUAUCACUUGUAGUGGAGCUAGUAUCACGACUGCAUACCGAGUUUUCAGCCAGAAUGCGCCGUCGGAUCGCAACUCCACACAAGAAGCGGUUGAACCAAAGUGACGGUAUGUUUCGUUGGGAAGAGCAGGAGACUUUGCUCCAUGCGUUGCUCAGAUUUUACACCUCAGUGCGAGAAGAAGCUUUGCGUGAUCCCAAGCAGUCGGACCUGGCACCGGGGCAGUCCGUGGUCAAGUUCCUCGCACUGGCUGAACGUGAGGCAGCUCUAGAGGAUAUCGAUUAG
Hyaloperonospora brassicae is the source of this 798-nucleotide messenger RNA. Lineage: Eukaryota; Oomycota; Peronosporomycetes; Peronosporales; Peronosporaceae. The record is from the annotation of a GenBank genome assembly.